Molecule: messenger RNA, 2859 nt
Organism: Lytechinus pictus (painted urchin)
Lineage: Eukaryota; Metazoa; Echinodermata; Echinoidea; Temnopleuroida; Toxopneustidae
Product: carboxypeptidase B-like
Exons: 10
Coding region: 220-1557 (445 amino acids)
Biological process (GO): proteolysis
Molecular function (GO): metallocarboxypeptidase activity; zinc ion binding
Source: RefSeq, a predicted model, not a curated record
ACGGCAACUAGUUCUUAAUUGUUGAUAAUGCACGAAAGCGUUGAUUCUCCCCAAACUUAUCAUACAUCAGCGAUUAUCUUAUCUUCUAAUCUGGAUAAAGAUCCGAUUUUAGCGUAAUUGUUGCAGCAGCCGUUAAGUUUCUCACGAACCGGGAAAACAUGGGUUUUUUUCUUACGAAGAAUUUGAUUUCUAAUUUAUUUGAAUCGUUACAUCGGAAAGAUGAGGAGCAUCUUAGUGGUUCUAGCUCUAACCGUCUCGGCCUUUGCGGCCAAGGACUACAGUGGAUACCAAGUUCUUCGUGUUACUCCUGGUACGGAUGAACACAGACAAUGGCUGAGGGAUAUGGAGACCAGUAUGGCCGAUGAGCUCGACUUCUGGUCUGACAUCAAGAAUAUCCCGGGUAGUACAGUGGAUAUCAUGGUACCAAAUCGACUUCGAUCCAACUUGCUAGAUCUCUUCAAUGUUAAAAGGAUGCAAGUUAGCACUAUGAUCGAGGAUGUCGGUCAACUUAUCCGUGAUCAAGAAAAGGAGAGGAUAGAACGACAGGUUUAUACUCAAGAUCUGAGCACAUUUGACUAUACAAUAUACCACGAUUACGAUGAGAUCCAACAAUGGGUUGAGGAUAUUGUUAACGAAUAUUCAACAAUCGCAACCAGCUUCGAACUCCCUAAAACAUCGUACGAAGGUAGAACUAUCUCUGGCAUUAAGAUCCGAGGAACAGGUGGGGAUUCAGGCACUCGUAAAGGGGUGUACUUUGAAGGAGGUAUCCAUGCCAGAGAAUGGAUUUCACCGGCUACACUCAUGUACAUCACAAAAUUACUCCUUGAAGACUAUAUGGCAGGUGAUGCUACAGCCCUAAGGUUCUUUGACACGUUAGACUGGUACAUUGUACCUUCUCUCAACGCUGAUGGAUACACAUAUACCAGAACAGAUGAUCGGUUAUGGCGCAAGACCCGCUCAAAUAACGACGUCACAGGUUCUGGUUGCAUGGGAACAGAUCCUAAUAGAAACUGGCCAUUUGAAUGGGGAGGUCAAGGAACCAGUGCAUACCCUUGUUCCAAUGUCUAUCACGGAUCUAAUGCUUUAAGUGAGAGUGAGGUCGAAGCCGUGGUUGAUUUUCUUCGAGACAAGAAGGACAAUGGUCAAGAUUUCUUGUGGUUUAUUGACUGGCAUAGUUAUUCCCAGCUUGUCAUUUCUCCGUGGUCUUUCUCUGCCGAAGAGCCGGAUCCAUAUAACAUCGAUCAGUUGCAAGCUGCAGGAGAAGCGAUGGCUGAAGGUAUACGCAGCUACAGCAGUGAAACUGAAUAUACAGCAGGACCAACAGCUAAGUUAUUAUAUGCUGCCGCUGGUGCAAGCAAUGAUUGGGGCUAUGCACCAUACAAUUCUGAUAAGAACCAAGGCGGCCUGGGGGCUCCUUAUUCAUACGUGAUGGAACUUCGAGACACCGGUACAUACGGUUUUCUCCUUCCAGAAGAUCAGAUUGAGGACUCGGGCAAGGAAACUGUACUCGGAGUGUACGCCAUGGGAACCUACAUCCUCGAUCAGGAAGGACUGUAGCCUGAUCAUAGUGAGGGGGGAAAGAACAAGAACAUUGUUUUGAUUCUAAGAAUGCUGGAAAAUGAAUAAGCGUCUAUCUUUGGCUCCAUUAUCAUCAUGUCAUUAAGGGGGGGGGGGCAGUCUUUGUUUUAAAUGAAAUGAGUUUAAUCUAUCCACCAACGAAUGUUAGAUUACAAAGAUAUGAAAAGAUGGAAUAGGCAACGUAAUACAAUGCAAAUACGAGAGGUAUAUAGUUUUGUCGACAUUAAGGUUUACACGAAUACAGUCAGCUCUGUCGUCAAGUCAACAUACCUCUUAUUUCAGAGGUUAUCGACUCUGGUAUGGAUUAUUAGCGUUGUUUGUGUCUUGGAGUGGUCGACAUGAAUUCUUGACUCAUCACCCGUCUUCUCACUCAUUCUGAACUGAUAUUGUCUAUUUGGAGUACUGUAAAACUUGGUUGCCAAUGAUUUUUGCUCAUUUUGCCCAUAAUGAAUAAAACUAUUUCACAUGAUACCAAAACCGUUGUAAUUCCGUUCUUGGAAUUGCCUCUAAUAAAGUUGUUUAAGAGUGAAUUUUUACAGAUUUUCAGACAAAAUUAAGAGAGGGACAGGAAGGUUGGGCAAAAGAUAUUUAUUGGGAUGAUAAUAACAACAAUGAUAAUAAUAAUUAAUAUAAUAUCAAUAAUAGUAAUUUGUAGCAUUCACAGUGCGCCUUCUUUCUAGUGUACUAUUCAGAGGCGCAAUGGGAAUUAUUACACAGAAGGUGAGGGUGUAUAUGAUGAGAAUAGAUAUGUCUUCAGGCUUUGAAUGACUCUAUAUAGACUUGACAAUGGGGAGAAAAUUAUAAUAUUUCAUAUAAUAAAAUACAAAAAAAAUAGUGAGUGGAUGAUGUCAGUCUCCUCAUUUGCAUACUGACCAGGAUGUGCAUAUAACUGUUUUGUGAAAUUAAACGAAACUUUAAAAUGUCAUAACUUUCUUAUUUUACAUCCGAUUUUGAUGAAAUUUUCAUUGUUAUGCUUGUUGGAUUUUUCUUUUUUUAUUCAAAUCAACUUUCUGUUUGGGUGGACUUGUCCUUUAAUACAUGGGUAAAACUGAAACUGCCAGACUGGAGUAUUUCACAUCUAAUUACGAUAGACAAUCUAUUUGCCGUAACCUUCCUUUCAAUCAUCACUUCCAAACAUUUGCAUUGAGAUAUUCCCAGGUAUUUAUUUUAUGUCGUAAGAUAAUGCACUUUGUUCCAACGCAAUAAUCAUCUAUUUAUUCAUUCUUCCGCAAAAAAUGGCAUAAAUAAAUAAAGAUAACUCUUGGAAACGCCAACAAUCCA